This is a messenger RNA of Tachyglossus aculeatus (Australian echidna), 728 nucleotides long. It is a transcript of the gene EFNA4, whose product is annotated as ephrin A4. Bases 46 to 687 code for a protein of 213 amino acids. The transcript has 5 exons. Gene Ontology annotation, biological process: axon guidance; ephrin receptor signaling pathway. NCBI's taxonomy places the organism in Eukaryota, Metazoa, Chordata, Mammalia, Monotremata, Tachyglossidae. Gene Ontology annotation, cellular component: plasma membrane. Gene Ontology annotation, molecular function: ephrin receptor binding. The record is from RefSeq and is a predicted model, not a curated record.
AGCACCUGGCCCAGGCCCAGUCCCGCGUCGUGCGGUCCGGGGGCGAUGCGGGGGGCCCCGGGCCCGCUGGUGGGGGCGGCGGUGCUGUGGGCCGCCCUGCUCGGGGGGCUGGGCCUCCGACACACCCUCUACUGGAACUCCACCAACCCCAGGCUUCAGGCGGACGACCCUUCGGUGGAGCUGGGGCUGAACGACUACCUGGACAUCUUCUGCCCGCACUACGAGGGCCCGGCCCCGCCGGGAGGCCCGGAGACGUUCGCGCUGUUCAUGGUGGACGCGGCCGGCUAUGCCGCCUGCCGUCCGGCCGGACCCAACGCCUUCAAACGCUGGGAGUGCGGCCGCCCCUUCGCCCCCCUGGGCCCCGUCCGCUUCUCCGAGAAGAUCCAGCGCUUCACGCCCUUCUCCCUCGGCUUCGAGUUCAUCCCCGGGAACACCUACCACUAUAUCUCCGUCCCGUCUCCGGAAAGCUCCGGCCGCUGUCUGCGCCUGAAGGUGUCGGUGUGUUGCGUAGCGACCACGGACAACAGAGUCACCUUGGUCCCCCAAGUCCUGCCCCACGGGGUUGGGGAGACGCCGGGCCCCGGAGGAGGUGGGACCCCACUGUGGCCGGGGGGACGGGCCCCGGGCCCCCUCUGCAUCCUCCUCCUGCUGCUGCUGCCCCUCCUGCGACUCCUGCGUGGGCUGUGAGCAGGGGGGACCCCCUGCCCGGCCGGUCGCCCCCCGCACCC